This is a messenger RNA of Pelobates cultripes (western spadefoot toad), 34954 nucleotides long. Lineage: Eukaryota; Metazoa; Chordata; Amphibia; Anura; Pelobatidae. The record is from the annotation of a GenBank genome assembly.
AUGUAUUAUCGGGGGCGGAGCUACCGGCGUUCAGGAGCAGACGCCAUUUCACUCAGCUCCUCGCCUGGAAAAUCUCUUAUAACUGGCGCACCGCCACACACCCAGAGCCGAAAUAGCGACCCUUAUACUAGGGUCUGCAUACCGGACCGGUGGAUGCCUUUUUUGUGCCCGUCGGGUACGAAAAUCCGGCGCAGGGGGCCUUGGGCCUACCGGGUGGGAUUCCCGCGGCAGCCGCGCAUCGCCCCCUGGGACGAAGACUAUUGGGACACAGACCCACAAGCAGCCGGCAUACCCUGGGGCACACCAGAUUCACUGAUGGGCCGCAAAUCCCAAAAACCGGCUCCGGCCGCUGCCGCCUUAAACCACGACAUCGGCCAGAUGCUGGCCUCGACGCCCCGCACGCGGGAGCCAUCAUCCCCUCGGAGGGAGACUACAACUGAGCCAGUGGCGGACAAGGCACCCGAGAAGGGAGCUCAGGCUAUGUCUGAAAGUGAACAUGUGACUAAAAGGAACAUACACGAUCUCCUGGCACAUUUCCAGGACAUGUUCUUUGCAGAACUCAACCUGAUUAAAGCAGAAAUGCAAGCAAUAACAGAACGAAUUUGAGUAUCCGAGGAGGACUCUGCUGACAUCAAACAAAAUAUGGCCACCCAAGGGGAAGCUAUAAAGCAGCUACAAACCUCCCACUCACAAAUAGCAGCCAGAAUGGAUGCCAUGGAAGAUAAAAGCAGACAAAACAACAUCAAGAUAAGAGGAGUGGAGGACACUGUACCAGCAGAAGAACUACCUCACCACAUCAGACGACUCAUUGCAGCCAUCCUCCCAUCUAAGCAUGCUAAACAAUUCGCCUAUGACGGACUAUACCGUACCGCACCACCCUUGCGAACACCAAACUCCCAGCCUAGGGAUGUUAUCCUCUGUUGCCGAUCCUUUGCGGAUAAACAAAGAUUACUGCAGGCUCUGCGGGGGAAAACCCCGUUCCAAUUCGAGACUCACUCACUCACAUUCUAUCAAGAUCUCAGUAAAGCCACACUCCUGUGGUGGAAAUCAAUGCGCACCAUCACGCAGCCCCUGCAAUCCGCUGGCAUUCCCUAUAGAUGGACCAACUCUAGAGCACUGCUGUGCACCAAAGAGGGAAAAACUCUCAAAAUUACCAACCCCACGAGGGCCCGCAAUUCUUACAAGCCCUAGGCCUGCCUACGCCAGACCCGAUGACACUACCCCAAAGAACCUGGGAUGUUGACAACAUACCUCCUUUCAUUCACGGAGGGGAACGGGACACUCUCACCUAAAUGAGACCUGGACUGUAUAAGGUUUAUGUCUAUGCAUUGAGAAUUGCCCCAAUAGGCAAAACAGUUUAAAGUUUUCUUGUUUUUAUAUUUUUGCAUUUUUAAACUCUAUUUGUCUGCAACAUGUAACGCCCACUUCCACAUAGCUAUUUCCACUUGCUCCUGACGCUACUAUACACACGACCUCAGAGGCCCACGACCUCAGAGGCCCACCCACUACACACACUUACCCCUAUGGGACCGUCUGACACCGAGCCGCGCUCACCCUCCCCCGCCCAAACCGCCCUGAGACUUGAGGGAACUAAGACGCCCACAUCACACCUGGGCCAGAACCCCAUAAGCUACUCUACCAAGUAGACCACCAAAACUUUAGAAGGAACGUGACUAAGAUGCCACAAUCCAAACCCUCUAAUCCCAUUAGACUCAGCUACAUGUGUCAAUUGGAAAACGACAUAGGUACCUCACGACGGGACAGCUCAUCCUACAAGGGUUGGUCUAUAACUAUAUUGGGCACUACGCUUCAUGUUCCCUACAUGCCUCUGUUUAUAGCUUACAGACAUAAACUUAGAAUCCAUGUACACACUGCUGGACCGCUACUUUUCCUAAAUAUAAAAAUGUGCUGUCCAAUCUGCCACGUUAUAAUUCACUACGGACGUAUUGACAUUGCACUCGUUGUUGUGGCGUCACAAUAACCGGUCACUCUAUGCACAAGUAAAAUGCAGACUUGGGAAAAAAGGAAGCCCCCAAUAGGCUCCUAUUGAGCCACAUCGUUUUAAUGUGGUCAAGCUGUUUUGUUUCCCGUAGGGGUGCCUUACUUAUCUUUGACACAUAACUUGACCUCACAGAGACAUAUACAACUUGCAUUUCAUAAUAGUCCUACUAGCAUAUUCUCUUAGCCUGCAAUAUAGUAACCUGGUAUCCCAGAUUCAGACAUGCUUAUCUAAGCUAGUGGGCCAUAUAUGUUAUGAAGCCGAUUCACCUAAGCUUGCACACCACUUAUUUUCUUAACUUCUCAUGCAAUGUUGAAGGCAUGUUACUAACUAUCUCGACGUGUUCAUAAGAGCACAUCCCUUUACCUAAGCAGUUAAAACGCCUACAACUUAGACUCACCAGCUUGUCAUAAAACUCGACUGUCAUAUACCUUGUCUGUCAUUGUUUGUAUGUCACUUUCAAUUUUACUUCAAAAUUGUGCAUAGAACUUAUUAUGCCAUGUUACCACUUGUUGAUAUACGGUCUUGCAUUGCUAUUGUGGCGUGACAGACCCGACUUUAUUCAUGCACGAAUAAAAAUAAAGAAUUAAAAAAAAAAAAUGUAUUAUCACACCCAGAAAUGUGGGGGGAUCCACUCACAGAAAGGGGGGUGUCAGUCUGGCAUCAACAAAUGUCCGGCUGAGUUACAGCCUCCGAGCUCGCAUCACACACACAAACAGGGUAAAAUGUCCAUGUCAUGUUGCUGUAGGCAUAGUAUUAUAAGGUGCCCCCUGCUUCCCCUAAAAUAAAUUAAACAGCAGUUAACCUGACUUUCUUGAAUUUAUUAUCUGGACAUUGCAGAUAUACACUGAUCAGCUACAACAUUAAAAUCGUGUAGGUCCCUCCCGUGCUGCCAAAAAAGCUCUGGUGCGUCGAGGCAUGGAAUCCACAAGACCUCUGAACAUGCCCUGUGGUAUCUGGCACCAAGACAUUAGCAGCAGAUCAUUUAAGUCCUACAAAUUGCAAGGAUGGACCAUGGUCCAUGGAUUUGUUGUUCCAGCACAUCCACAGAUGCUCGAUCCAAUUGAGAUCUGGGGAAUUUGGAGGCAACACUUUGAACUCUUUGUCAUGUUCCUCAAACCAUUCCUGAACAUUUUUUACAGUGUGGCAGGCUGCAUUAUCCUUAUUAAAGAUGCUACUGCCACAGAGAACACCAUUAAUAUGAAAGGGUGUAUGUGGUCUGCAACAAUCUUUAUUUAGGGGGUUACAUGUCAAAGUAACAUCCACAUGAAUGCUAGGACCCAAGGUUUCCCAGCAGAACAUAACACUGCCUCCACCGGCCUGUCUUCUUCCCACAGUUCAUCCUGCUACCAUCUCUUCCCUAGGUAAAAACAAAAAACACACAGGCAUCUAGCCAUCCUAAAAGAAAAUAUGAUUCAUCAGACCAGGAAACCUUCUCCGAUUGAUCUAUGGUCUAGUUCUGAUGGUCAGGUCCCCAUUGAAGGUGCUUUCGGCGGUGAACAGGGGUCAUUGUGAGCAUUCUGACCGGUCUGUCUCUACGCAACCCCAUGGGCAGGAAACUGGCGACUGUGUCGUCUGAUCCCUUUCUAUCAUUGUCAGCAAUUUGAGCUACAGUAGCAUUUCUGUGUGAUCGGACCAGAUGGGCAAGCCUUUGCUCCCCUAGGGCAUCAAUGAGCCCGUGAUCCGGAAGCCGAUUCACCAAUUGUCUCUCCUUGCGCUAUUUUUGUAGGUAUCAACACUGCAUACCGGGACCACCACACAAGACUUGCCGUUUUGAAGAUGCUCGGACAUAGUCAUCACUGUAUUUUACACUCUCUAUUACAGUUUCUGCACAGGAGGCGGAUUGGACUACAAAGACAACUAGUCAAGGCUCCUGGUACUUAUCUCCCCUCACCAGCCUACCUAAGCUCCAAAAAGGCAUAUUAUAAUUGCUGUAAAUAGCCAUCCCCUAGUGUACAAGUGCAUGUAGGCAGGUGUCCCUACUUAAACUCUCUCAGCAAGGCCUUAGUGACUUCAGCACAGCAUUAUUAGAUGCGUUGUGCUGGCUGAGAAAGAUCCCUUGUAUCCAUGGAUACAGAACACCAGGAAACCAACUCUGAAUUGGGAGGAAAGGACCCUGAAAUAGGGACAGUUGGAAGGCUUGCUACUGGUGAAGCACCAGUCAGUUCAAUUUAUCCUAAGUUAGCAGAUGCCUUUAACUUCCUCCUGGUAGUGUUCAGGGCAUAAACAUCUCUUUCUCGGCUGACUGGAGUUCUGCAGCGUGUCAAUAUCUAGCUGUGUCAGCUUUAUUAAACUUUUGUUUCCUGUUUUUAAUUUGUUUGUGUCCUGCUAAUAUCCUGUAUAUAGGCUUGUGUAUGAUUGUCCUUUUUCCCUGUGCUUCAAAACUCUGCACAGAUCAGUAACCUCAAGCAAGGUUCAUAAAAUCACCCCAGGUCUAUGCUAUACAAGAACAAAGCUCCACAAAAAUGUGUUUAACAACUUAUGUUUAAAGGAACACUAUAGUGUUAGAAACACAAAACUGGAUACCUAAAUCAAUAGGUCACUCUAACUACACAGCCCUCUCAACCUUGUUGAAAUGGUUAAUUCCACAAGAUCAUGCCAAUGGUUGACCUAAUGCAUUGCACAUCCACAGUGAGUGACACGUGCAUUAGAACUCCCCCAAAGAAUGUUAUCAAUGCUUUUUCAUUUAUUAAAUAUAUUCAGAGUCUGAUUUAUUUGGGAAGCAUGUGCAGAAUGCAAGCCAAGAAACAGAAAUGGAAUUCGGAGGUUAAACGCAAGAACAUUCGGUGGAAUACAAUCUUCUGUAAUCGGCGCAAACACAGAACCAGAACUCCAAACAAAAACAAGGCUUAAGACGCACUCAUUGGAAAAUAUGGCUUUAUAUAGACAUGGCAGCCAGUGGAUUGGCUAAUUGCCAUCGUGACUGGAUGUUGAAAGUAUAUGCCCCUGAGGAGGAUGCAUUUAGGGCUGUGGUUAAUUUUUAAACUGAUUUAAUUGUAUUUAUUUGGCUGAUUUUUUUUAUAUGUGUUUUUUUACCAUUCUAAUACUUGGAGUAUCUGGGAAUACUCAUAGAAUGUGGAGAUCCUUGGCCAAGUUUAAUUUGGUGACAUGCUCAUACUCUUUAUUCUGUAAGUGUAAUAUAUAUAUAUUAAAUGUGUUUUAUUUUGAAGAUUUGCUCUGUAUGUCUGCUUUCCUUACUUCCCUACAUCUCCAAUUAAUCUGGAAGAUGAGGAAGACGGAGGGUGUACCCAGUACAGUACAGUCUGUGAGUGCAACAUUCCACUUUUUGUAUAGGUUUAUUUAUACAAUUACAAUUUAUGUAUUUUGUGUUUAUUUAUCUGUGCAUUUUAAACAACCUAAUAGUGUUGUCCAUCGCAUAACAAUGGGUGAUGAAGUCUACAUUGUUGUCUUGGACAAAAGUUGAAAGGUAAGGUCGAAUAACAAGGAUUUUAGCAGAAAUUUAAGAUCUCAAUUUAAGAGAGAAAUCAGGUGCUACAUGCUCCCAGGGCCACCCAAUAGUUGUUUAUGAAUGGGGACCUGUUAGUUCGGCAACCUGGGAUGCAGUGGGAGCAGGUCAUUUCCUCCCAACUACAUAUAGAGCGCCACACAGAGAGAGGUUGAGGAGGCUCGAGGGAGAAAGUGGGGGAGCAGAGACUGCUCCAGACCCAAACUCCUAUCAGCCUCAGAAAAAUAGCAGGACCCCAAGGAAGCCACUCUCCUGCAUAGGGCCGAUCCUGGGUGGGUGCAAAGAUGCAGAUCGGCAAAGUGUGCUGUGCAAGGCCACACACCCUCAUGUUAGGUCCCCUCGUGUUACAUUCCAUCCUCAUUCAUUAGGCUCCGACCCUCGCGAACAGAUCCACAGCUGACAUAGUAUCAUAACUUUUCUACCCUACCCUUACCUUUUGUGUCACUAUACCCCACUUCCUCUAGCAUGUAAACUCAUUGACCUGGGGCUUCAAUCCCUCUGUUCCUGUGUGUCCAACUUGUCUGGUUACAAAUACGUGUCUGUUAGUCACCCAUUGUACAUCGCUACGGAACUUGUUGGCGCUUUAAUAAUAAUAAUAAUAAUAAUAAUAACAGUUGUAUGACAGAUGGGGCUUGCUUUCUGACCUCUUCUACAGGGGGUCCCAAAAGGUUUCUUGCCCAAGGGCCUUCUCUACAGUUCCUCCACUGGUCAGUCAGUGGUGUGUAUGCAACCGUAUUCAUCUAUCCAGUGGGCACGGACAGUUUGUAUUGUUGGGAGGGGAAGCACGUAAAGUCUGUGAUUGGACAGCCACAGAAAAUCUGGACGGAUUUUAGUAGGGGAGGACUUGCAAAAUCUUCAGACAAGAUAUCGGCAGUUUUUGCAAGUUGUUUUUAGAUAUAAUACCAAUUUUAAAAACAAAAAGCAUAACUAAAUGCAUGCAUGUUUUCAUUUGGGGUAUAUGUACGAAAACAUUAUUUUGUGUAUUUGGACAGUGGAGUGUCCCUUUAAUUUGUUUUUUUCUUGAACUCAACAUGUCUAAUUUUGUUAUAUUGCAUAACAUAUUUUGCCCUUAACAGCACAGAAAAGAGCACAGAAAAGCAUUAGUUUGAACCUUUGUGUAUCUGGCAAAUAGCCAAUAGUAUUGCACAUUUCUCAUAUUCAUGGCUUGUAAAUCUAGGCAAAGAAUAUCUAGCAAAAGGUAAAUUACAAAAUGACACAGAGGGCAGUACUGAAACAUUGCUGGCCAACACAUACAUGUAAGUAAAAUAUUAACAAUUAGCAAACAAUGCAACCGUUUUUUUGUUCGUGGUAACAUCACUUUAAGUACCAUGACUCUAAGCAAUGAAUUCAUUCAUUUCCACACCAUACUUCACAUGACAUCCCCUUUUCCUCUACUUGUCUCUACACAGACAUUUCCUGCCAGCCUGGGGGAGGUUCUAUACAGAGGAUAUGAGAAAUAAUGUUUUGCAGUUAAACAUAAUUCACAAAUGCAACUUGGUUCGUACGGUAUCCUGCAGAUAAGAAUUUCUGGCUGGCUCUGAAAACGUCUGAAAAUUCCAGGUAACGAAGACUAUUCAUCUGUUAAUUUUCUGAAUUUGUACAGAAAAGAUUUGUAAUGUCUGUAAUGAGACAGUCAUAGAAAUGUUGGGCUAAGGGAAGAAGGGCUGCAUACAAGAGAACUGCAGCUUUUGCAAGCUGUUUAAAAUAUACCCCCAAUGAAAAAAAAAUGCAUGAUUAACUGCAUGCAUGUUUUCAUUUGGAAUAUAUGUUCUAAAUCAGGCUUCCCCAAACUCCGGCCCUCCAGAUGUUGCUGGACAACAACUCCCAUGAUUUUCAGAAUGAAUUUCAUUAAUAGAAUCAUAGGAGUUGUAGUUCAGCAGCAGCUGGAGGGUCGGAGUUUGGGGAAGUCUAUUCUAAAUGGAGAUUUAUUUUUUGUAUCAUUUUUUUAUUUUAGCAGUGGAGUGUCCCUUUAAAUUUAAAAUUCACUUUGAACUUAUCUUGAAUUCCCUGUUUAGUAAAGAACUCCUUUAAAUCCUGUGAAUUGAAUACUGUAAAAUGUAGGCUGAAACAGUCCAGCUGUCGCUAUAGUGUAGUUGGAAACAUUUUCUAAGGCAACAAUUUUUGCCUAAAUUUUGCAGUUAUAAUUCGGUAUUUGGAAAAUAAACCCCAUGCUUUCAGCACAGAGUGUAAAUGCAUUUAAUAGAGAACACGAAACACAAUUGUUUUAACAGGAAAAGCACCUGUGGUCUGGUGUAAUUUAAAAGAUUAAAAACGCUUUUAGUACGUAUGUUUAUUUUAUGAACAUCGCUUCAUAUUUAUAUGCCUUAGAAAAACACUCUUGUCUUUCGAGUUGACUGCAGAUAAGGAAUUUUGAGUGCUAGAUGCCCAAUUGAAUUUACUGUACUUUAAUUAACUUUUAUAAACUUUGUAUGAAUCUACCUACCUACCUGUAUAGUGAAUUCUAUCCAAAGUUGUAUAGAAAAUGCGAAUUACUAACAUUUAGAGGUAAAGCAGAUUGAAUUGUUAUUAAUAGCAUUUUAAAAGGACAACAUAAUCUGCAGCAGUUCACAAUUAUAGAAAUGGGAUAUUUGAGAGGUGAAGAAGGACCUGUUCAUGUAUGCCCAAAAGUUAAAAAAAACAAAAACAUAUCAAGUAUUUAAAGUGGUGUGUGUGUGUGUUUCAUAAAAACCUGAAAGUCAAACAGAAAACCCAAACAGUGUACAUUACUAUACAAAGACGGUUUAAAGAUUUAGUUAUUAGUUUCGAGAACACACGUGAUUAAGCAACAAAGAUUUAUUUUUUAUUUAUUUUUUUGAAUUCUUUAUUUUUGGAGCAAGAACCAUAACAAGUACCUUGAGUUGCCACAACGGCCACAUCAAGGUGUUCAAACUUUCUACUCAGUACAUAUGUAUGUUUAAAUUACAGUUUGCUUCUUUUUUACAUUUUGGUCGGUCUGAGAGAUUUUAACGGGAAGUGGUGUAUUCGUAUGGGGAGUGGGAACCACUCUGAGGUCACCUACAACGCUGUCUGGGCCUGGUGAUGGUAAGGCUAAAUGGGCAGAGGGUCCAAUGGAGUUGGUUUAAGGUGUAUGACUGGCUCUACUUCUGUGGUAUCCUAUGGUUGGUACCCCCUGGUUCUAGUGUAAUUGGCCAUCUUUGGCUAGGUAGUAGCCGUGUAGAGUUGUGUUGCCUGAUGUCUAUUACUGAGGAGGCUGUGUGUGCCGGGUAUAGUUGUGUUACUAGUAUUUGGUUGUAGUGUAGCACGGCUAUUGUGUUCAGGCUAAGGUCAAAGGAGCUUGCAUGUUUGUGUGUGGCCUGUGUAUGUGGUCUGCUGUGUCGCUUAUAAGCUCCACUGAAUUAGAGCACCUGCCUUGCAAAGACUUCCUCUGAUGAAGUGAUCCUAUGAUCACGAAACGCGUUAGGCGGCAUUCUACACUGAUCUCCAGGAGAAAGCAGAUUGGAACGCAUCUAGAGCCACAGUGGAACGCACGCGACUGACAGCCAGUUUUCACACCGCACGAGGAGGUCCAGACUAAUUUUCAUCCGGCCGGUGAGAGAGAGAUAUUAACAACAUUGGACCCUCAGACUAUUAACUUGGUAUUAUCUGCUUUUUUCACUUGGAACAUUUAUUUGUCUUUUAUACAAAUGUGUAUGAUUUUGACAGUGUAUUUGUGCUAAUAAAAUCUUUUAUAGUAAGCACUCUGUCUGCUACACUAUAUAACUGACACAGCUUUUGGAUUUUAACCAUAAGUGGGACAAUUUAUUUUCCCAAUUAUUAUAUUUAUCUUAAUGUGUACUGGUUCAUGUGUAUUACAGAACCCCUACUAGACCAAUAUUUCAGCCAUUUUGAUUUUUCCUACCCUUCUAUAUGGGAGGAAAUGGUAUAAGUAGCUGAUAAAUUUUUAUGUUACUUUGUGAAUACAUCCUGAAGCUACAAUUGAAGCUCCAUCGCCAGUCCUGUAAUCACUAUUGUUAACUCAAUAGGCACCAAGCUCCAUUGAAUGCCUUGCCCCUGUACCCUGGGGCCAUAGGAGGGAAGAGGAUGGAGAGAUUUUGCACCGGAUCACAGAGUUGUGUUCUCAGGGAGCUUCAUCCAUGUCUUAAUGACCAGAUGUGGAGGCUUAGUGACCAAGUGUGAACAGGCCCGCUUAUGAUGGGCCGAGCUAGUGACAUUUGAACAAACAUUUAAAUUAAAAUCAAACCAUAUGGGUAACUUAGUGAGUCCCAACUGAGAAGCCAAACAUAAUGUCGGAUGUCUUGUAGUUAGGUUGUGGAAGCUCGUUUCCGUCUGGAUGCGGAGACGUUCAUGCUUCCCUGGUUCGCUGGUGUAGGCCGGGUAGUAGCGGCAGUAGGUUGAUCAGGCAAUCCUAGUGCAGACAACAGGCUGGGCCCUCUUUGGGGUCCUGAGGCCUUAUAGCUUUGUCCCUCCUUGGAGACCCAGAGGGUCUUAGGUGUCGCCCACCGGUAUGUGAUCCCUGCUUCUUGCAGUUGUACUGUAAAGGGCCUCAUCAUUUUGCACCAUGGAAGUGUGUCCCCACUUAAGUCCUGGAAGAGGGAUAGUUGGUAGGUCUUGAAUUCGUAGAGGGGUUUCCCUUGGAAUGCAGCUAGUAGCCCCAACUUGUCUGUCAUUGUGCAGCAGAUUUUGCGAUCCUGUACACUCCGUUGAUCAAUAACAGUUUGGCCUGCUUGUACUGAACCCAUCAGGCGUCUGAUGAAAUGGGGUAGUUCCUCCAGGGACAGUGAUUCUGGGCCCCUGUAAUCUUUAGUUUUUUUUCUUAUCCCCCUAUCACCCCUCUCUAGGAUGUCUUGUGGCAGUCUACCCGCGUGGUAUGCCUUAGAGCCCUGGGUUCAGGUUUUUGCGCCCGGGAUGGCAAAAAAGGGCAUCAGCGGGUGCGGUUGGUAGUGCUGCAGUUGUCCGAGUCUUUUGUGUCCGUUGAUUGGGCAGGAUGCCUUUGAUUUUCGGCGGAUUGUGCGGUAUUCAGUCGGAGCUCGGCACAAUGGCGUCCGCUCUGGAUUUUUACAUGGCUUUCGCCUCAGUAGUGAUGAUCUUAAUCAUCUCAAAGCUCAUGUCCUCUCAAAUUUAUAGACAAUGGUGCAAUGCUCAGAAAUGUCAUGCUUUUAUUGAAAAAAAAAAUGACUGGAUUUAUUCUAUAUAUUGUAAUGUGUGUAUAAUGAUUUGAUCAAAGAACAAUUAUUGUGAACAUCCAUUGGCAAAAUAUGGUAGUUUUGUGUUUAAUAUGUAGCCUCUUGCUACUCCCCCCUUGCUACUCUUUAUCUGUUACAUUGCAUAUUGAAUGCCAACUAGACUUCUAGAACCAUGGUGAUACCAAUUUACUGAGACUGGAUGCACAGAUCAUAAAAGGAUGCUUUAGGAGUAGGAAUCUCAAGGUAACCAGAAAUUUAUGUCAAGGUCCAAGUCCCACCAGAGUGACAGCUGAGGAGAUCAUGCCUCCUAAAACUGGAUUAAACAAAAUACUUAAAAGUAUAACAGCCCAAAGUUGCUCUUGGAACCCAGAGGUUUGAACGAGUACAAACAAAUAUGGCAGGAGCCAAAUCUGCAUGCAAUAGAGUCCAGGCAAUUAGGAACAAGAUAUCAAGACAAUAUACAUACUGUGGACAGGUAUGCAAAAGCAGCUAGAUAGGUGACAACUGGGUUAAAAUACUCAGUAACUGUGGCUGGCUCUUACUUGCAAAUGUAUCUACAAGAAACACAUAAAAAAAAAAAAACAGGAACACAGAUCAAUUAACUAAAGGGCCCCUGGGGCCAGACACCCUUCAGUUCGAGACACUCUCCAGUUUAGAAGUUAACAAAGGGUUCAUUAAAUGUACAUCAAAUGUACAUUCGGCAACUGAGCCAUGGAGGAGGAAUACUGGGUUCAAUUCCCACCAGAGUUUCAAUAUCCUGGGUUCAAUUGACCAGAAAAGACCAGGGUGUCAACUUACUCUUAAACUUUGACACUUACUGAAUGUGACAAAAUAUGACUCCCAAUAUGCAAAUAUUCAAAAUCCUGGCUGAAAUAUUGCAAGGAAUGACAUAACACAAUAUCUACAGCUUUUUAUGUCCUGGUAUUUUUGUGAAAUACAUUUAUAAAUGUGAAGAUUUACAGUAUUUCCUUUUCACUUUUUGAAUGUUUUAUAUGAAUAUGUUCAUCAAUAGAAAAAUGCAUUAACAUUUAAAAGUCAUGAUUUUUAGGAAUACCACAUAGUAAUUUUUUUAUUUUAAGCCUUUAUAAAUAACAUAUUGCAAAGACCAUAUGUUUCAUUAUUAAAUGUUUACUGUUAAUUUAACAGUUGUCGAAAGCAACACACAAACACAUACUGUAGCUCACAAAAGUGAUAUUUUAUAUCUUUUCAUUUGACAACACUGAAGAAAUGACACUCUGCUACAAUGUAAAGUAGUAAGUAUACAGCCUGUAUAACAGUGUAAAUUUCCUGUCCCCUCAAAAUAACUCAACACACAGCCAUUAAUGUCUAAACCGUUGGCAAUAAAAGUGAGGAAAAGUGUGCCCAAAUAGCCAUUUUCCCUCCCCGGUGUCAUGUGACUCGUUAGUGUUACAAGGUCUCAGGUGUAAAUGGGGAGCAGGUGUGUUAAAUUUGGUGUUAUCGCUCUCACACGCUCUCAUACUGGUCACUGGAAGUUCAACAUGGCACCUCAUGGCAAAGAACUCUCUGAGGAUCUUAAAAAAAGAAUUGUUGCUCUACAUGAAGAUGGCCUAGGUUAUAAGAGGAUUGCCAAGACCGUGAAACUGAGCUGCAGCACGGUGGGCAAGACCAUACAGCAAUUUCACAGGACAGGUUCCACUCAGAACAGGCCUCACCAUUUCGACCAAAGAAGUUAAGUGCACGUGCUCAGCGUCAUAUCCAGAGUUUGUCUUUGGGAAAUAGAUCUAUGAGUGCUGCCAACAUUCCUGCAGAGGUUUAAGGGGUGGGGGAGGGUCAGUUUGUCAGUGCUCAGACCAUACACCGCAAACUGCAUCAAACUGGUCUGCAUGGCUGUCGUCCCAGAAGGAAGCCUCUUCUAAAGAUGAUGAACAAGAAAGUCCGCAAACAGUUUGCUGAAGACAAGCAGACUAAGUACAUGGAUUACUGGAACCAUGUCCUGUGGUCCGAUGAGACCAAGAUAAACUUAUUUGGUUCAGAUGGUGUCAAGCAUGUAUGGCGACAACCAGGUGUGGAGUACAAAGACAAGUGUGUCUUGCCUAUAGUCAAGCAUGGUGGGCCUGCAUGAGGGCUGCUGGCAUUGAGGAACUACAGUUCAUUAAAGGAACCAUGAAUGCCAACAUGUACUGUGACAUACUGAUCCUCUCCCUUUGGAGACUAGGCUGCAGGGCAGUAUUCCAACAUGAUAACGACCCCAAACACACCUCUAAAACUACCACUGCCUUGCUAAAAAAGCUGAAGGUAAAGGUGACGGACUGGCCAAGCAUGUCUCCAGACCUAAACCCUAUUGAGCAUCUGUGGGGAAUCCUCAAACGAAAGGUGGAGGAGCGCAAGGUCUCUAACAUCCACCAGCUCCGUGAUGUUGUCAUGGAGGAGUGGAAGAGGACUGUGAAGCUCUGGUGAACUCCAUGCCCAUGAGGAUUAAGGCAGUGCUGGAAAAUAAUGGUGGCCACACAAAAUAUUGACACUUUGGGCCCAAUUGGACAUUUCCACUUAGGGGUGUACUCACUUUUGUUGCCAAUGGUUUAGACAUUAAUGGCUGUGUGUUGAGUUAUUUUGAGGGGACAGCAAAUUUACACUGUUAUAUAGACUGUACAGUUACUACUUUACAUUGUAGCAGAGUGUCAUUUCGUCAGUGUUGUCACAUGAAAAGAUAUAACAACAUAUUUACAAAAAUGUAAGGGGUGUACUCACUUUUGUGAGAUACUGUAUAUACAUAAGUGGUCAAUUUACUACGUUUACCUUACCAAUAAUAACGAAUCCACCAAGGAUAAGAGACCAUCAUCAGAUGAAACCAUAUAUAAUAGACUAGAGAAAAAUUCAGAAAUUUAAUUCUACUAGCAGAAAAAGUACCACUGCAGAGGGGCAAAUGGAACCAAGGACACCACAUCCAACAAUGCCAAUGUAAGGCUUAGAACUCUUAUCUAAUCCAUCGCAAAGUCAAGACUCAAAGCCCAGUGAUAGGGAGGUAGAAUGUUUCAGUCAAACCCUGGAAGGUACAGUGACACUAAAAGAGUGAUACCAAGAGAUCCCAGACGGGGAACCCAUUUUUCCAUUCAUAUUAUAUAUGGAUGUUUAAUGGGUUAAUGGGUUAAAAAAAUUAACAGUACCCAAAGGACCACAUUCUGUUCCCCUGACUUUCUGCACAAAGACAAAGACUAUGUCUCUCUCUUCCAGAGACCAGAAGUUAACAUCUGCUGUUGAAUAUCCGUCAGCCAGUAACAACAUCCUUUGUUAUUGUAUUAUAAAUUAGUAAUUGUAAGAAGAAUAAACCUACUGAAAACAUAAGGCUGGUGCAUGUUGAUAUUUAUAACUGACACACAGAAGAAUUAUAACAUACGUAAGAGAAAUAGUAUUUUUCUACACCAUAUAUUAGAAAAUACCAACUGAGAUAAGUAGAUUGGCACUGGGAACAGCCAGGUCAGAAAAAGCCAUCUGAACUAAUAUGCCAAUGGUAUACACUCGAUGGUGAAUGCCAGAUGAUAAACAGGCAGCUCUCAGUCAACAGUCAGUCAACAGUCAACAACAAGAACUUCAUAAGAUUCUGAGGAAUCAGAAUGUGAUGGACAGUGCCCUUAGAAGCUACCAGCAUUCUGAAUUAGCCUUCCAGCACAAAUGUCAGGAUGGACAAUAGGGCCUCCAUCUACGUAGGCAUCUUUAGAAACAGAAAGAGGGUAAAACCACAACAGAACCAAGUCAAACCUUUAUACACAGUUUGGAAGUAGAAACUCUGUUCCUCAUCUCGCCGGGCACUUAUCUCAGUGAAACGCGUCUCGGACAUUUUUGGACACUUGGACUUGUUUGUAUAGAUACUUUUAUUCAUUUUUUUAUUCUUUAUUUGAACACAAUAAAUGUUUAUUAAUUUUUAAACAAGUCUGAAGAUUUAUCCAUGCUGCUAUAAAGAAGGGUUGUGACACCCUGAAUUGCCACAUUUGAUGAUGCACUCAGAGCCAAGUUAAGGGCUCUGGAUAAGGUGAGAAGACAAUUUUAUUUCUUCUUUAUAAUAUUCUAUUGAGGAUUUCAACAGCAGGGUCAGCUCUGCUUCCCUGUUUUCUUCCAUUUCUGUUCCCUAUAUUGAGGUUUUCACCUGAUAUGGACGUCAAAGGUGUGUGUCACCUUUAGGGACACAAAAGUGGAAGAGAUCAGAGCCGGUCCUUAAGAGGCACUGUAUCAUGUGAGUUGAUCCCUAUUGCAAUUAUUUACACCACUUAAUUCACUAUUUUUUUUUUUUAUAAAUCUUUAUUUUCAUGCGAUAAAAGGACAAACAUGUUAAUAUUGCCGCAAUCCAUAUGUACAUGGCUCACAGGAACAUGCUACAUUAAAUAUACUGUUAGGAUACAUUUCGCAUUUUUUUUUUAAGUUAUAUUGGGCUGGGAUGUUGUAACGUGGGCCUUAACUGUGGAAGUUUUGGGUGAGUGUUCACUCGACUAUGUGUGCCAGCGCAGUUACCUUGAAGCCAUCCAGCGUGUGGGGCAUGCAGUAUUCGAUAAGCUUUUGUUUGUGGGAGUCGAAUCCCCAUCUGAUCUCUGGUAUCUGUUUGGUUAUGGUACUCCAUAUGGAGUUCAGGGCUAGAGCCGUGUUUGGUGUGUGGGGAGUCGUGGCACUCCCUUCAGCGGCAUCCUAUAUGGUUUUAGGUUAUGUCUAUUAUACCUUCCUUCAUACGCUGCAUGGCUCUUGCCUGGACUGGAGGUGCGCUGUGUGGCUUAGCUAAGUAUAGUGAUGAAGGUGGCUGUGUGUAAGCAUGCUGUAAUAAAUGUUUGAGUCUAGUGGGUGUCUAGGUGGGUGGGAGCUGUAUGGAAGCCUAUCUGCGCCCAGAGGGCAAAGAACCCACGGCGUGAGAGGAGGAAGAAAGCGUUAGACUAUGUGUGAGUGUAAGGCUCCCGUGCUGGUAGUACCCUAUUACCCCAGGGCGGGGGGGGGGGAGGGAGGGAGUUGUCGCCAGAGCCGGCUGGUGGGGCCUCCAAUAGGUCGCUAUCCCACUAUAACAGAAAGAGGUGAACCAGUAAUACUAACGCUUGUAAGCGUAACUAAACAUUUUAGUAAGAGAGUCUCAGUAAAAGUCCAAAAGUCCCAGACCGAGCGCGUCGUUUCAGGACUUGGUGUCUCCAUGGGGUCUGGGUGUAGCCGUUGUUGUUGCUUCAACCCUCCUGGGUCGGUGGCCUGGCCGUGGCGUUGAAAUUGUCGGCAGAGUUGGGAGUCCCAAUGUCGCCAUUAGAGCUGGGCCCUCAGAGGGAUCCGUGGCCUUGUAAUGUUUGUUGUCUUUGGUAACCCAUAGGGUCCCCGGAGUCGACCACUUGUAGGUAAUGCCUGCUGCGUGGAGUGGUUUAGUAAGUGGUUGCAUUUGUUUGCGCCAUAGUAGUGUGGCUCUGCUCAGGUCUUGAAAAAAGGAUAAUCGGCAAUCCUCAAAUUCCAUAGGAGUCUUUCCCUGGAGCGCUGCUAAAAGUCCCAAUUUGUCUGACAUAGACUGGCACCGUAAUAUGAUGUCUCGCGGUGCUGCGCUGGGUGCCUGCGGGGAUUUCGCAAUUCUGUAGACUCCGUCGAAUAAGAAGGUUUUGGCUUGUCUGGUUGGAAGUAGUGCAGCUACGAGGCGUCUGAUGAAAUGUGGUAGUUCCUCCAGUGGGAUGGAUUCCUGCACCCCUCUGAUUUUAACGUUUUUGCGUCUCCCCCUGUCGUCCAGUAGGUUGACUUGUCUGGAGAGGGCAGUCUGUGUGGUGGUUAGUUUUUGUACUUUCUCCCCCAGCUCUUGUAGGCCUUGUUUCAGGGUUUCCACUUCAUUCUCUGUAGCUUGUGUACGUAGUGUCACAGCAUUUACAUCCCCUUUUAGCACUGCCAGGUCAGCCUCCCACAUUUGCCUGAGGUUUUGUUGCAGGCUUGUCAGCAUGGCCUGGAUAUCACUCCUGGAUGCUGGGGCAUUAUCCUCCAUUACCCGUGGGGGAGCUGCAUGACAUGGAGUGAGUGGGCUAUCAGGUGGUUCUCCUUCCUCUGAGGGCAGUGGAGAGGAGUCCCGAUGGGACGUGGUCUGCGCUGCACUUGGGGCCUGCAACAUCUGGCCUAUGUCGCGCUGGGGCCUUGGGGUAUGUGUGGGUGGUUUCUGAGACUUGCGCCCCAUCUCACCUGUGUGUGGCAGGCUGUGGUACCAGUCUUCCAGAGCAGGUGAGCCCCAGGGCCAGAUUCCCUCCUCUGAGUCUCUCUGCCGUCCGCCCGCGUGGUAGGCCUUACCGCCUCUGCGUCGUGUUUUGGAGCCGGGCGCAAGAAAAAACGGCAUCGGCGGCUUCGGCUGGCUGUCCUGGUUUUAGACCCAGCGUCUGUGAUCAAGGUCGGUAUCGGGUGUUCCCAAAUCGGCUGGAUUGUAAGUAUCCAAGCGGGAGCUCCACUAUUGUGCGUCCGCUCGGUUCCGUUGUCAGGCUCCGCCCCCCUUAAUUCACUAUUUUAUUGCACCAUAUUCUGUUUACUUUGUUCCCCUAUAGGGAUUUUUUUACUACAAUAUCUUGUAACCCUUAGGGCAGGGCUCGAGUCCUGCAGGAACGCAUGGGAACGGCGUUCCUGCACUUUUUCCAAAGCAGGAACGCCGUUCCCGUUACCUGUCCUGCAGGACCGGCCCUGCUACCUGCACUGAGGGGCCAUCACACGCUGUGUUCCCCCUCCAGCUCUAACUCUCGCGAGACCCGCGGCUGUUACCAUGGCAACGCUCCGCACAGGCGAGAAGACGCCAGCGUCCAUAGGAAAGCAUUCUAAAUGCUUUCCUAUGAACUGGCUGAAUGCGCGCGCAUGCGCAUUCAGCCGAUGAUAUCGCUAUGGAGGAGGAGGAGAGCUCCCCGCCCCGGCGCUGGAGAAAGGUAAGAUUUUAACCCCUUCCUCUCCCCAGAGCCCGGCGGGAGGGGGACCCUGAGGGUGGGGGCACCCCCACGGCACUAUAGUGCCAGGAAAACAAGUAUGUUUUCCUGGCACUAUAGUGGUCCUUUAACCCCUUAAGGACACAUGACAUGUGUGACAUGUCAUGAUUCCCUUUUAUUCCAGAAGUUUGGUCCUUAAGGGGUUAAGAAAGGCUUAUGUUGCUAUUUAAUAUAUUUAAACUAUAUAAUAAAACUUCAGCUUGUAGUAAACCAUAUAAUUUACUACAGCUUGUAGUAAAAUAGCAGUAGCCCAUUGUGAAUAUUUCUUUAAAUUGAUUUAUGUAAAUAAAUUCAGUUGACAGAGGCAAUUAAAGAAGAAAGAAAAAAAAUAAAACCACAUCUCCGCUGCACUUGAAUUAAAGAGUUAAAUAUAUUGUCUUUGCAGGGCAGCUGUGAAACAUUUAUUAGCAGGUCUUCAGAGAACAGCUAAUGGAUACUUAGAGAAUAGUAAGAUAGUAUUUAACAGUCUACAAUUACAGAGUAUCAGAUCUGUCGGCAUACUACAUUAGCCCUGUAAUUAAUAAAUGGCGUGUUCUGCUUCAAAAGCUUGACGUUCAAAGGAACUGCAGGUUAGAACCAAUUUACAACAGGAAGGCACCUGUGGAUUUAAUGUUCAUGAUUUCCACCCAAUAUUGAUGGAAGCCUUACUCCAGGCUACAUUCCUGCCCACCACACUUAAUGUAUAACCCAAAUAAUGAAAAAUAUGCAGAUUCCUCAGGAUCUAAAUAUGAUUCUAGUGCUCUUUCACCAUCACUGAUGGGAAGUACAAGUUGAUGAGUUCCUUAAUGAUUCUUCACAUUAAAGCAGGCUUCCCCAAACGCCGGCCCUCCAGAUGUUGCUGAACUACAUCUCCCAUGAUUCUCAGCCUAUCUAUUUCAUUCAUAGAAUCAUGGGAGUUGUAAUUCAGCAACAUCUUGAGGGCCGGCGUUUGGGGAAGCCUGCAUCAAAGGAACCCUCCAAGCUCCAUCACCACACUGUAGUGGUUAUAGUGCCAUGAGUGCGUCACACUGUCCGUCCGGUGCUCCUUUCAGAAGGAAAUUAGAGCUUAUUGGUCCUGCAAGCAGCUUUCCUUCCUGUGAAGGGCCAGUUCAUUUGAACAGAAAAUGCUUGCUGGACUCGGCAAAGAAGAGAGAGAGCCUGCCCCCAAGCAUUUUCAAUGGAUGUUUAACAGAGCCGGCCACCAUAACAAGCUGUAGUGUUCAUGGUGCUUGGAGUGUUUCUUUAAUCAAAAUAAUACAAAUCACAUUUAUGAUACUUUUUUGUGUUCUAUAAAAUUCAUGUUUUUUUAGGUUUGUUUCUAUCGAUUUAUCUUUAUAGGCUUCUUAUUUUAUUUGAUACAACAUUUUACAAGUAAACAGUCACUGACAUUGUUAAACAGAAACAAAAAAGAUAAAAGAAAAGAAGUAAAAUAUAAUUUCUGUUGAAUAUCCAUCACCCUGUAACAUCCUUUAUUCUUUUGUUAUAUAUUUUGAAGCAGACCAGCGGGGGAGACCUAAUGCGCAAGCGCGGCAGACCUCCCCAUAGGAAAGCAUUAUUCACUUUUCGAGUGUUAAGAACCUGGAAGCCCCUCUAGUGGCUGUCUGAUAGACAGCCACUAGAGGAGGACUUAACCCUGCAAGUAAAUUAUUGCAGUUUAUAAAAUCCACCGAAGAUGCAAACCUGAUGCAUUCUAAUAUGUAUAUAUAUAUAUUAUUUAUUUUUUAUUUAUGUAUGUGUAUAGCAACCAUAUCAUUAUCCGUUGGCUUUACUUGCCAUUACUAUAGUUUUUUUUUUUACAUUUUGCUAAAAAUUCAGAAAUAAACAUGCAUGGCAUCUUUGAAUGGCAGAUGUACAUGGAGUUCCUACUGGCUCUACAUCCCUGCGUGCUGAGCCCACAUUUAUCUGUGCAUAUAUAAAGUCAGUAACAUGUACAACCUAUUGCGUUUGAUUAUGGAAACUAAGAUCAGUUAAAAAAUGAAAAAUUAAAACUAUGAUGAAACCUAAAACUCCCUGUUAAUUUCCUCAGGCCAUCACUUCCAAAUUUCCCCAGCUACCUCUUGUCUCAAAUCCCCAUUAUAUCCUUUAGAUUGUAAGGUCACGGGCUGUCUAUCUAAAAGAGCUUCAAUGGCUAGAUCUUAGCUCACAGGCAUGGUCUUCUUUAGCUUUUGUAUUGGUCUAUGCAUAUUGUAUGUUCUGCCCUAAUUGUACAGCGUUAUGAGGCAUUAUGAUGCUAAGAACCUUGCUGCAGUCGUGUUUUCAGUGAACACUUACCCAGCUACUCGUAGUUAUUAUUAGGUCUUAAGCACCUGGCAUUCAUCCAGCGUGCGAGAACGGAUCAAUAAUAACUGAUCGGUAAUACUGGAUGGUCAGCAACCACUUUAAAGAACCGAAAAAGUAUGUGUCAUCAGAAAGCCAUACUGUGAAGUAUUUACAGCAAUCACUGACCAUUAAAGGACCACAAUAAAAUGGAUCAAUUCUAUUACGAACUAUAAGUGAAUGUGUUACAAAAGGAUUCCCAAAAGAAUGGUUAGAAGUAUGGUCAGACAUCAAUAAUGGAAGGCAAUUAGCAUUGUCUGGAGUUGUUACAAAUGAUAUAGAUGAUCACACACCAUAUUUUGGCGCCUGGGGUUUUAAUAGAUGGGAGAAAAUGCUCCUUUGAUUGGAGCAAGGGUUUAUCUUGUAUCGCACUGCAGACAUUUGGAGGAAUUUAAAAAAUCAUGUCUCGCUUUAUGCAUAUUAAAGCUGAUAAAUCUGUUGGGCAGGCACGACUAAUAAAUCUGUUCAGGUCAUUCGCUAAAAUUAAUUGUCGGUAAUUCAAAGUGAACUCAAAUGAAUUUCAAAUUCUAGACCGUAACAUUCGCACUAAAAGCUUAUCUGACUUGGGUGAUAUUUCCAAUCAACUUUUUUGGUCUAAAGUUAAGGAUUUAAAGUGAAUUUCAGACUAUUAAGACUUUAGUGCAUAAAAGAAAAUAAUAAUAAUAAAAAAAAAAACUAGUCUAGCUUGGUCUCCCUAAAAGACUAAAAAAGAAAAACUAACACCCCUCUCUAGCUCCCUCCUUCCCCCCCUCCCAAAAAAAGAAAAGUCUGCAAUAAGCUUGCAAUCUAUUUUAAAACCCACAGUCUGCUUUGAACAGCUUGCAGUCUGGUAUAAACAAGCACAGGAUUACCACUGAAUUAAGAGUCUGCUGCAUGCAGUAGAAGCAGACAUAAAUUGUGUAAUAUAUUGCAAAGGGCCAAGUAGAACAUGGAAAGAUGUUUUACAUCUGGAGCAGAUGGAAUGUUUUGGUUGCUGUCAUGUUACUUUCCUCCCCUUUGUAGACAGCCAGCCUCCAAACCCUACUCAUCUGGCACAAGACAUCUCAUUACGACACAACUCGAAAUCAGAAAUGAUCAGGUUUCCUUUAUUUCUCUGUCCCCCUAAGGCUACAAAUACCUAGGAAGAGAAGGCAAGACUCGGCAUUCCCUCGGACUAUCCCUGUCUGAGAGUUAAUCUGGCUUUUAAUGCACACUGUCCGAUGAUACGCUGUCGUCGAUACCGCCCUAGCCCAGGAGAGUUUGGGGGAACACAACAAAGACGUCCCUCUCUGCAACGGCACCGUGCAGAUGUUUAGCUGGAAAAGACAGAUGUUGACUGUAUGGCUGGAGAGCAGGUUAGUCAUUGCUGCUUUAUGGAAUCUCUCUACCUCACUUGGAAACAUGAUUAACUAUUCCACCACCGGGGUCAAGUUCCGUCCAUUGCAUGUUACUGUGAAACAGGACAGUGUCUUGCUAUAAAGUGGUUGUUAUUAUUAUUAUCGCCAUUUAUAUAGCGCCAACAGAUUCCGUGGUGCUUUACAAUAUUAUGGGGUGGGGGGGGGGAGUUUAACUAUAAAUAGGACAAUUACAAAAAACUUACGGGAACAAUAGGUUGAAGAGGACCCUGCUCAAAUGAGCUUGCAAUCUAUAGGAUAGGCACCAAGUAGCUAAAAUGAAAGUCAGUUCUCAUUAUUUAACAUCCUAUUCCAUUGAACAGGCUAAUUGUUAUUCACUAAACCGAGAAGUGAUGUAAAUUCCCCACAAAAUUACAAAAUUAACACUAAAAUAGUUGAGCUACAAAUAGUUGCUUUACUAGGCUUGGUGUAACCCAGUAUGAUAACUCAUGGUGUCACCCCCCCACCCCCAUGGUCCUCCCGUACCAGAUCGUAUUAUUUUUGGUAUUUAUAGAACAACAACUUAUUCCGCAGCGCUUUGCAACUUUAUAAAAAGGGGGAAGAUUAACAAUAAAUGAGACAAUUACAAAAUGUUACAAGAACAAUGGAUUGAUGAGGACCCUGCUUGUAUAUAAGCAAUUAUACAAAUACCAGCAGCAACGAAAACAGCGUUGUCUCACGUGUUUUUGUUGAUGUCGUGUGAGGUGGGAUAUGCUGUGUGUGCAUGAAGUAGGUGAGGAAGCAAGUAACUUCAUACAAUUUAUAUACCCCCUCCUCCCUCUUGUUACCUUGGCCCAGGAAGGGGGAAAUUUAGAUCUCAGGAUGUCUAGUGGUGAGCUCUUCUGGUCUGCACCAACACUAGGCGCAGACCUUCUACAUUGUUGUUUCAAGUUCCUGCUCUCUAAUAGUGUCAGGGUGCUACUGCUACCACUACAAUGCUCCACUACUUUUAGGGAUAGUGCCGGAGCUCGCGAAUGGUAUAUGCAAGAUCUGCACCCAAGAAAGGUGCAAACCAGAAGCCUGUGUAGUAGGUUCACUUGGCCAUUAAGGGAGAUCUUUGAUCUCCAUCACUGGCCCAUGAAAACACACAUGGGCUGGUCUGCUGUGUGUCACUCCUUCUGUUGGAGUCACCCUGUGUGAUCCAUAUCCCCCUAGUUAUGUCACUGGCUACAAACAUAACUGAUCUAGAGUCUACUUUGACCUAAACAUUUGUAAUACUCUGGUGAAUUCUUGAUAAUACACAAUUUAGUUUAUAACCCAUUAUUUUUCCCUCUAAAUUUCUUAGUUGCAGAUAAUGAAUUUAUAGUUAGUGGAAAUCUUUUUUUUUUUUUUUAAAUAUAUUUUUAAGUUUUUGUUUUAAGUAUGCAUAUUUAUAAUACAUAUAGAGUUAACCUAUAUAGUGAUACCAUAUUGAAACCAUAUUGUAUACUGUACAUUUUAGUUAAUUGAGUCUCAGGGGUGGAGUUAGACUUCUUUAAAGGGCUUGUUUUCUUCCCCGAAACAAGUUUAUCUUUAAGUUUAUGGUGUUGAAUAGGGCAUGACAUCUCAGUGGGUCAGGGGAUGAGUACACAAAGUCCCACCAUCAAUAAACUUCACCAGCUGCCACUGUCUAAUAAUGAACACAUAGUAAACACUAAAGACAUCUCUAGGUUGCUUCUUACCCACAUGCAAUAUUGGCUAAUCUAUGUGGCAUUCUAACUAAAGACAAUGUUGCUAUAUUGAUUUCUUUCUACUCCUACACCACAUGAUAAUUCUAAUGUAAUUUUUAACAUUUCACAUUGGGCAAUAUUAGGAACUCACCAAAUAAACUAUGUACCCUUUCUAUGCACUUAGGAUAAAAAUAAAAAAAAACACUUGAUCACUUUCAGAAUCUAGUAAUACCAGAAAGAAGUAACUGCUAUCUUCCACCUAUAAAUAAAAUAAAAUCCCAUUUUAGUAGAUAUACGCCCAAUGAAAACAUAAAUGCAUUUUAAAUUAUUCUUAUAUAUAAAACCAGCUGGCAAAACCUGCAGAUCUCUUGCCUGCAGCCUUUGCAAGCCCUCCUCUUUUAAUCCCGCCCUGACUUUCUGUGGCUGUCCAAUCACAGACUUCCCAAUGCAGCUUAAUGAUAAGUCUUUGCAAGGCAGGUGCCUCUUGAGUUUAGCUUCAUUAUGCUAAACAAGCAAGAAGUAACAAGACCGGUAGCCUUACUGAGCGUCAGGAGGGUGUAGCAAGGUUAAUUUAUAAAAUAGACAUUUUCUAUUGAAAUAUGAACUUUUUUUGUAAAAUAAAAAGAGGAAACACUGUUCACACAUAAAGUACUUCAGCAAGCUGGAGUGCUUUAGAAGUCUGGAGUGUCCCUUUAACCACUUCAUUUUGGGGUAAAUUCAAGAUGAACUAUUCAUUGACAGGCUAUGUUAGUUGGCAGUAAUCAGGACUCAAUUCUGAUGUUAAAUAAAGUGAAUGAAGUCCAUGAGGUUUUUUUCUGUUAAAUAUCAGGUAGGGCAGAAGAAUAAAUGGUUUGUCUACAUUAGGAAUUAGGAAUUAGGACAGUGAUGCAUGGUGGAGACCUGUAUUACAAAAGAGAAUGAUCAAACUACAUGCUGGAUCAUUUGUCGGAGAGGUGAAAUAAGCCCAGUGCUUUCUUUUUUGCAGAUGACUUUUCCAGAUAUGGAGCACAAUUUAUGCUCUUCUACAUAUAGAACACCCCCGCUCACCCACAAAGAAAACCCAACAAUAAAAAACAAAAUAAAACAAUUAACUCCCCCAUAAACAUCAAAAUUAUUAACUGCAGUGUCCUAAUAAAUCAGAUCAGUUUUUGUCAUUCUCCCCCUUUGCCUUCGAGUAAAAUUAUGACAAAAAUUCCAAAAACAUUUUUUACUUAACUUUGCUCAAGAAAACCUCACCGCUGCUGUCUGCUCUACCUAUUGCAACAUCCCCCGGCUCUCAAGCCAAUGUUCCAAUCCAUGCGCCUCAAAGAGUUUCUCAUGAAUGCAAUGCUUUCUUAUGUGCUGCAAUGUCCUGUUGUAGAGGAAGCGUAUCUACUGGUCGUCAGGAAGAAAACCACUAGAGAUGUAAUUAAUCCUGCUUUGGAAACAUUGCAGUCUCUACAAAAUGAAAAAGUUAAAGGGACACUAUAGUCACCCAGAACACUUCAGCUCAAUGAAGUGGUCUGGGUGCCAGGCAGGGCCGGAUUAAGAGCACAGUGGGCCUGGUGCUGACAAUUAUGAUGGGCCUAAUUACAGAAUCUUAUUGACCAAAAACACUAAAACAAUCAUACCUCCCAAGCGCCAUGUAUCUGAUGGAGAUGGUGCUGGAGGGAAACUCAUAGGAUGCAGCUAUAAGAAAACACAUACCCUAUGCUAAUCUCUCUCUAAUUUAUGUUUUCAUCUUUCAAGUAAAUCCAUAACCCCUAACAGCAGUGUCCAGUAAUGCAGGAAGUUAAUGGGCGGGAUAAAAGGGUGUGCCACUGGCGCAAAUCACGUGGCAAGACCUGCCAAAAGGGGUGAACAUGCCCAAAAAGGGGCAUCUUUGUCCAAAGAAUUGGAAGGUCAGCCUGGCAUGAAUGCAUGUCAGGCUGCCUGCCAAUCCUGCAGGCUGUCCAACUAAGGGCAUACUAUGCAGGCAGCACCUUGAGCUUGACAUAAAUGCGUCUAAUGAUGCGCUCGCUCAAUUCUUUCUAAGGACUGUCCCCUAGCACUCGCUGGUCCACUUGUCUCCUUACCUUCUUACUAGCAGGCAGAAGUUCCUGGUAUAUAGUCUGAGACAGAGAAAAGAUGUCUGUAGUGAGUGUAGAAGAAAGGGGACAUGCCACAGUGUUAGAGAGACCAACGUCUGCAUUACCUAAACUAACUUUAAUGUCAGCAAGUGCACACAAGUUUUGUUCCCAUACAUCCUCUUAAGCUUCCAAACUUAAAGGGACACUAUAGUCACCAGAACAACUACAGCUUAUUGUAUUUCUUCUGGUAAGUAGAAUCAUUCCAUUCAGGCUUUUUGCAGUAAACACUGUCUUUUCAGAGAAAAUAACUCCACUGGCUGGUCCUUAGAUGGCUGCUAGAGGUGCUUCCUUGGGCAGUACUGCCUAGUGUGCAGCACUGCCAUUCAGUGUCUCCACCCUCUGCAUGCAGAUACUGAACUUUCCUCAUAGAGAUGCAUUGAUUCAAUUUAUCUUUAUAAGGAGAUGCUGAUUGGCCAGGGCUAUGUUGGACUUGUGCUGGCUCUGCCCCUGAUCUGCCUAGUUGACAGUCUCAGACAAUCCUAUGGGGAAGUAUUGUAAUUUGCUCAGACCACCACUUCUGAGCCAGCAGCUGCAGAAUUGAAUACAAGUAAUAUUUUACUAUAUUUAGGGAGGCAAGAAGGGGCCAGGGUGGUGGUUUUAACAUAAUAGGGUCAGAAAUACAUGAUUGUGUUCCUGACCCUAUAGUGCUCCUCUAAGCAAGAGUAUGUGAAGAGUAGUUAAGGUUGCCACCUUCUUGGAAAAAAAUUCCAGCCUUAAUCAUUUGUAUAAUUAAUUAGUUAUGCGUGACAUCACAUGAUGUAAAUCACAAGGAGUGACAUCAGAGAAAAUUCUGUAAAAUCACCAAACUACUCACAGUUUGAUUCUGCUGUAUAGAUGGAUUGCUCCCAGUGUCUCAGUCUCGCAAGUCACCCAGUGUCUCAGUGUCCCUAUGUAUCACAGUGUCAGUGUCCCCAUGUCGCCCAGUCCCCUAGUCUUCCAGUGUCUGUGUCCCCAUUUCUCCCAGUGUCCCAAUGUCUCAGUGUGUCCCCAUGUCACAAGGAUACCGGGGACACUGAGAGACCCGGGGACACUGAGACAUUUAGGGAAACUGGGAGAAAUGGGGACACUGAGACACUAGGGACACAAACACUGGGAGACAUGGGGACACUGAAACAUUUGGGGACACUAAGACACUAGGGACACAGACAUGGGAACACAGACACUGGGAGACUAGGGGACACUGGGAGACUAGGGGACACUGGCUGGGAGACAGACACUUGGGGUCACUGGGAGACAUGGGGACAGUUGUGGACAUAGACAUGUGGACACUGGGACAUAUAGGGACACUGGGAGACAUGGGGACACCAGGAACACACUGGGAGACAUGGAGACACUGAAACAUUUGGGGACACUAAGACACUAGGGACACAGACACUGGGAGACUAGGGGACACUGGGAGACUAGGGGAUACUGGCUGGGAGACAGACACUUGGGGAGACAUGGGGACAGUUGUGGACAUAGACAUGGGGACACUGGGACACAUGGGGACAAUAGGCACACUGAGAGACAUGGGACACAGACACUGGGAGACUUGGGGACACUGAGACGCUAGGGACACUGGCUGGGGGACAUAGUGUCUCCGUGUCCCAAUGUCUCCCAAUGUCCCUAUGUCUCACAGCGUCUCCAUGUGUCUCAGCAUCCCCAUGUGUCUCAGUGUGCCCUAGUGUCUGUGUCCCCAGGUCUCCCAGUGUCUGUGUCCCCAUGUGUCCUAGUGUCUCAGUGUCCCCUAGUGACAGUGUCCCCAGGUGUCCCCUAGUGUCUGUGUCCCCAAGUGUCUCAGUGUCCCCUAGUUUUCCAGUGUCCCCAAGUGUCUCAGUGUUCCCAGGUCUCCCAGUGUCUGUGUCCUAGUGUCUCAGUGUCCCCUAGUGUAUGUGUCAUCAUGUGUCCCCUAGUGUCUGUGUCCCCUAGUGUCUAGGUGUCCCCAUAAGUCCCCUAGUGUCUCAGUGUCCCCAUGUGUCCCCUAGUGUCUGUGUCCCCAUGUGUCCCCUAGUGUCUCAGUGUCCCCUAGUGUCUCAGUGUCCCCUAGUGUCCCCUAGUGUCUCAGUGUCCCCAUGUGUCCCUGCUGCCUUUCCCCCCAUCCCUCACUUCCCUGAGCUGUAGUCUGUCGCUGCAGGCUGAGAGCUGCUGUCUGGACUCUCUGUGCUGUGUAGCUGCUCCUCCACGGAUCAGUGAGUAGCAGAGAGAGGCAGGGAUAUUCUGUAACUUCCUAUCCCUGACUCUCUCCACACACAGUGACCCCUACUGGCCAGUGCUGGUAUUGCAGAGUAAUUUCCAUUUAUUCUGAGAAAAUUACCUGCAUUUGUAUUGCUGGUAUUACUGCAAUACCGGCAGGGCCAGGCAGCCCAAAUACCGUCUGUGCCAUUAAAAUACCAGUCAGGUGGCAAACCUAAGAGUAGUGUGUAAAAAAAUAAAUAAAAAUAAAAAUAAUUUUUUUUUUUUUUUUUUUAAUGGGCCUAUUCCAUGGGCCUGGGCCUGGAGCUGCAGCUCCAUCAGCCCCUAUGUUAAUCCGGCCCUGGUGCCAGGUCCCUCAGGUUUUAACCCUUUAAAUGCAAACAUAGCAGUUUCAAGGAAACUGCUAUGUUUACAUUUGGGGUUAAGCCAGCCUCUAGUGGCUGUCUUCCGGACAGCCACUAGAGGCGCAUCUGCAAUGAUUGAGGCAUAUUAUGCCUCAAUCACGCAGAGCGUCCGUAGGAAAGCAUUGAAAAAUGCUUUUCUAUGGUCACUUUGAAUGCGCGCACGGCACUGCCACACAUGCGCAUUCGGCUCCUGUGACGUCGGACGAGGAUGCUGACGUCGGCGGGGGAGGAGAGGUAAGGGAGCCCGGCGCUGGAAUUAGGGGAGCUACUGAAGGGGAGGGGGACCCUGAGGGUGGGGGCACCCUCAGGGUACUAUAGUGUCAAGAAAACCAAUUUGUUUUCCUGACACUAUAGUGCCCCUUUAAAGUUUUAUAUGGCAGGCUUAAAACUACAAGGCCACUGCACCAUGCCACCCAACACUUCCACUUGCGGGUCAGUCCCAAUUAUGGGGUCCUGUCCCAUAUUAGUCCCUCAAUGUCUCACAUUCAGGGAAACCAAGGAACUGCCCCAGACAGCACAGGGCAAGAGCAUCAUUAGGUGCUCUUGAGCUGUGCAGCAGGUACAAGAACUAUACAGAGUCUGCAUAGUACCCUCUGCAGGGGGCUGGCCAGGAGGCGGUAAGCUUGGCAUGCAUGACGCCAGGCUCACACUCCCCUUCAGUGUGUGGACCUGCCUAAUUUCUGGACUGGCCCACCCAUUUAAGUGCAUCACCAGUGAAGCAACUUGCAUCAUUGGUGAUGCUCCUUAGAAGGCCUGCCUUGAUUCCAACCAGGCUAAAGUUGGGAGUAAUGCUGCACACAGACCACUUCAUUGAGAUGGUCUAGAUGACUUAAAACUGCCCCACAAACUAAAACAAACAGGGAGAUCUAGUCAAGAAGUGAAUACAGAACCACAUAUUGAGAAUGGCACUGCCGAAUACAUCACAGUUACAGAACAAUCAAAUGUGGAAGCCACAUGAAUGUUUCAGUAAUUUCAUGCAAGCGCAUAACAAAACAAGAUUACAAUUUUAGGUGUGUCAAAUUUCUCUAUGGCAUCCGUAUCUAUGCCUUACACUGUUUUUAUCUUAAAAUAUAGUAUCUUUAAAAAGUGGGUUUCUACUAACAAUAUAAUGUUACUCUGACUGGCAUUAUUAGCCUGGGGAACUUAAUAAUGUGGUCUUCUAUAUAACCACAAUAACCACACGUUGCAUGCCCCAUUAUAUAGUAUAAUGCUAGAGGGUGAGAUAUAUAUGUGUAUAUAUAUGUAAAAUGUAAAUUUUGCUUAAGACAUAAUUUAUGACACUUUACUUGUUUUUGUGUACGCAAUCAUUUAAAUUACAGUCUGGUAAAUGUGAUUCAUACAAUUUAUUUUAAGAGGGUGCAUGUGUGCACAAGUAAGAGAUUUACUUUUAAAAAUCAGUUUUAUUAAGCUUUGCAGCAUUGCAAAUGGGAAUGCCUGAAGCAUUACAAAUGGGAAUUUGUGUUCGCUGACUUCGUAGGAAAGUAAAUGUGUUUGCUGGCAGGAGACAUUGAGUCUGGGAGAGGUCUCGAGGGUUUAAUUGAAAUGGAUCAUGGCAGCAGGUUCUUAAAACAUUAAAUAACGUGGCUUACAAUUGAUUAAAGUGAAAUCAUACGAAUUCAGUAUGACAUUUAAGUUUGAACUUCUGAAAAAUCUGUCCUACGGCCUUACGUAUUACUAAGCACCUGCAGAAGGACACACACACACACACCCCUACCUCUUUCAUUAUUAACUUUACCAUGUUGCUAAUUGCUGUACAAGCAGACCAAGAUUCUCAAGAGAUCAAUGUAGUAAUUUGUAACACCAGACACACCCUAAUAAAUACAUUUAACACCAAUGGUGCAAUUAGCUGGAGUUAAAAAUGUAUUGGGUUCUAGGGGAGACAAUAGGUCCACUCUAAUCACUUAGGGUCUGAAUACCCCGUUGUCCCCCCCCCUUAUCAGUUAGGGCCCCCAUCCACUGCUAAUGGGUGUGGGCAGGUAGACAAUAGUUUCCCCCCUUUUUUCUUAGGGCCCCCACAUGCUUCUAAUUGGUGGGGGCAUGAGGGGCACUAGAUUCCCCGUGUAGUUGAAUAGUCCUCACUCAUGGGGCAAGAGUGGAGGCUGGAGGGGGACACUAUGCCUCCUCUUAUUCAUUUUUUAAAAUAGGUGCCCCACAAUUGGACUUGGCGCAGGAUGUCUUUUUUACAACAGUGAGCAGACACUGGCUGCUCACCGUUUAGGAGACAUGCCUCUACUUAUUGCACAACGAGUUUGUGGCCAAAACGUCUGCUUUGUCUUUUAUGUCCUUCAAAUAAAUGCUUGGUAGCACUUUUAUGGCACAUUGAGUAGGGGCACGUCACGUAUUCUUCGUCUCUAUGUGACAAAAACUGAGAUAAUUACCUUCCCGUCUUCUGCUAUCAUGUCUGACUUUUGCGACAUGCCAAAGGACGCCGGCCGCUGUGGACCCACACAAUUAUAUAUCCCCACUUCAAUCCACGGUAAAGACGAUGUCAAAGUGCAGGUGACGUCACUCAAAUGACAAACACACAUGUUUUGGGGUCAAGGGCUAGGUACAGCCUAUCGGAUCUGCAAAAGGGUUAUUUAAACUCUCAUAUUCCCUUAGUUCAUUGCCCUGUCAUGGUUUCCUUUAGAUGGUUAUUACAGAGUGUGUUCCUGAUCGUGUUUUUCUGGUUUUUGACUUUGGCUUCGUUUUGACUUCCCUGAUUUCUGGUACCCUUGACUUUUGGCUUUUCCUUAUAGCUGUGUAUCGUUUUGUGUUCCUGAACUCGGCUAGUUUUCUGACUAUUCUCGGGUACGUUAAGUCCGGCCAUUCUAAGGUCUGGUAAGACGUUACUCAUAGUUCUAGGGUGUGAUACUAUUCUGCGGGCUGGAUCAAUAUAAUCCUGACAGGGCAGAAGGGAGAUUCUAACCUCCCUGAUGCUAAUAUUGGGGGCGUAUUGACCCCCCUCCCCCAAAGAGUGAGGGGAGACAUAGGGGUGAUUUAGGAAGCACCGGGCAGCCCAGCACAGCUCCCUGACACUACUUUACAUAUUACAAGGAGGGAGCUGCAAGCCGUUAGCUCCCUCCUUGUAAGCAGCGAACGAAUGAAGACCAAAUUGGAGUUCGAUAUUAGUUUGUUGUAAUUUCUAUUCAUUCGUUUAUCUUUCUGACAAAUGAACAAAUAGUUGAAAUUCCUGUCUGCAUUUCGGAGAAUAGCAAAUGCCCAAGUAUGCAAAUGGUGAUGCACAGGAAUUUCACAGUGUGGGCAGAUGACGUGUCCCGUAGGGAAUUCAUCUGGCAACACUAAGAUGGUGGCGCCUAGGGCCUAGAUCCGGACUGGAAAUAAAUAGGUUAAAAAAAAAAAAAAAAGGUGAAAUGGGGGUGACAAUAAUAUGUAGUAGAGUCAGAAUGGUGGGGGGUUAAAAAUAACAUAACAGUGCAGCUUUAAAACGUUUGCAGAGACAGACUGUUGACACCAGAUCAACUGCAUUAAGCUGUAGUUCUGGUAACUACAGAUUCCCAUUAAGCUAAAGUAGUUUUGAUGACUAUAGUGUCGCUUUAAAAUUCAGUUGUCUAGAAAAUAACUCAUUGUUAUGAACUCUUUUUGACCCUUUUGGUCUAUUUCGGUCAGAUAAGGUGUUGGGCAGGCUCCCAAAAGGAGUUUUAAACCACUUAUGAUCAAAUGUCUGUCAUGUGGAAAAAACAAGUUUUCCAAAUAAACAAGGCUUUAUUGUGGUCUACUUAGUAGUAUCAAGUACUGGCACAACAUUAUUUAGUAUAAUACGUUAUACAGUCCCCUGAAAGUUUAGACUUGUUUGCCCCCAGGCUAGUAAGGUACUAUAAUCUUUAUCCUCACAAAUAAAGCUCAGAUUGUAUAUCAUAUUCAGUUUAAAGGAUCGCAAAUAAUAUUUCACAGAAGAACAAUUAUCAGUAUUCGGAGUCAUCAUGCUGUGAGUGAUGACAGCGUUUAUAAAGAACUCACUGUCAACUAUCAGAGGUGCGUUCGCUGACGAAAAACAACUUUGUUGAUUCUUAGAAACAGCAUUGUUUACAUUUGUCAGACUGCAGGGUCAGUAUUUGCACACAAAAACAAAACACUGCUUUACAGGGAGUGCAGAAUUAUUAGGCAAGUUGUAUUUUUGAGGAUUAAUUUUAUUAUUGAACAACAACCAUGUUCUCAAUGAACCCAAAAAACUCAUUAAUAUCAAAGCUGAAUAUUUUUGGAAGUAGUUUUUAGUUUGUUUUUAGUUAUAGCUAUGUUAGGGGGAUAUCUGUGUGUGCAGGUGACUAUUACUGUGCAUAAUUAUUAGGCAACUUAACAAAAAACAAAUAUAUACCCAUUUCAAUUAUUUAUUAUUACCAGUGAAACCAAUAUAAUAUCUCAACAUUCACAAAUAUACAUUUCUGACAUUCAAAAACAAAACAAAAACAAAUCAGUGACCAAUAUAGCCACCUUUCUUUGCAAGGACACUCAAAAGCCUGCCAUCCAUGGAUUCUGUCAGUGUUUUGAUCUGUUCACCAUCAACAUUGCGUGCAGCAGCAACCACAGCCUCCCAGACACUGUUCAGAGAGGUGUACUGUUUUCCCUCCUUGUAAAUCUCACAUUUGAUAAUGGACCACAGGUUCUCAAUGGGGUUCAGAUCAGGUGAACAAGGAGGCCAUGUCAUUAGAUUUUCUUCUUUUAUACCCUUUCUUGCCAGCCACGCUGUGGAGUACUUGGACGCGUGUGAUGGAGCAUUGUCCCGCAUGAAAAUCAUGUUUUUCUUGAAGGAUGCAGACUUCUUCCUGUACCACUGCUUGAAGAAGGUGUCUUCCAGGAACUGGCAGUAGGACUGGGAGUUGAGCUUGACUCCAUCCUCAACCCAAAAAGGCCCCACAAGCUCAUCUUUGAUGAUACCAGCCCAAACCAGUACUCCACCUCCACCUUGCUGGCGUCUGAGUCGGACUGGAGCUCUCUGCCCUUUACCAAUCCAGCCACGGGCCCAUCCAUCUGGCCCAUCAAGACUCACUCUCAUUUCAUCAGUCCAUAAAACCUUAGAAAAAUCAGUCUUGAGAUAUUUCUUGGCCCAGUCUUGACGUUUCAGCUUGUGUGUCUUGUUCAGUGGUGGUCGUCUUUCAGCCUUUCUUACCUUGGCCAUGUCUCUGAGUAUUGCACACCUUGUGCUUUUGGGCACUCCAGUGAUGUUGCAGCUCUGAAAUAUGGCCAAACUGGUGGCAAGUGGCAUCGUGGCAGCUGCACGCUUGACUUUUCUCAGUUCAUGGGCAGUUAUUUGCGCCUUGGUUUUUCCACACGCUUCUUGCGACCCUGUUGACUAUUUUGAAUGAAACGCUUGAUUGUUCGAUGAUCACGCUUCAGAAGCUUUGCAAUUUUAAGAGUGCUGCAUCCCUCUGCAAGAUAUCUCACUAUUUUUGACUUUUCUGAGCCUGUCAAGUCCUUCUUUUGACCCAUUUUGCCAAAGGAAAGGAAGUUGCCUAAUAAUUAUGCACACCUGAUAUAGGGUGUUGAUGUCAUUAGACCACACCCUUCUCAUUACAGAGAUGCACAUCACCUAAUAUGCUUAAUUGGUAGUAGGCUUUCGAGCCUAUACAGCUUGGAGUAAGACAACAUGCAUAAAGAGGAUGAUGUGGUCAAAAUACUCAUUUGCCUAAUAAUUCUGCACUCCCUGUAAAUGGUUACACCAAGCAUCGUAAGCACUGUAGCUGGCUGUAGUGGUUAUGAUGUUCAUGUCAGGAGUUCCCUGCUCCAGUUCCCAGUAAUGGGGCAAACCAUUGAGAUUCUGGUCUCCUCUGUAGAAGCCAGAAUACGAUGCAGUCACCAUUCAUUGGCUGAGAGAUUCAGCUGACCCCCUCUCAGCCGACGAAUGGCGCACUGUGUCAAAACAUUGCACAGAAUUCAAGUUAGAGUUACAGGCUGGCUGAUGACACAAUAUGACGAUGCUGCAGGUGGAGUUACACAGUUAAAGGACCACUAUAGUGCUAGGAAAACAAACUCGUUUUCCUGGCACUAUAGUGCCCUGAGGGUGCCCCCACCCUCAGGGUCCCACUCCCGUGACGCUGAGGGGUGAGGAAGGGGUUAAUCCCUUACCUUUUUUCCAGCGCCGGGCUCCCUCGGCACUGGGACUCUCCUCCCUCUUCUGACGUCCCUGGCUGAAUGCUCAUGCGCGGCAAGAGCCGCGCGCGCAUUCAGUCAGUCCAUAGGAAAGCAAUUCUCAAUGCUUUCCUAUGGACACUGGCGUCUUCUCACCGUGAAAAUCACAGUGAGAGGCGCGGAAGCGCCUCUAGCGGCUGUCAAUGAGACAGCCACUAGAGGCUGGAUUAACCCAUAGGUAAACAUUUACAGCAAAAAGGGUUAAACCUAGCUGGACCUGGCACCCAGACCACUUCAUUAAGCUGAAGUGGUCUGGGUGCCUAUAGUGGUCCUUUAAAAAAUAAUUUAUGAUGCAGUGGUUUUAUUACUUAGAGUGUUCAUUUAAAAUUAAAAUGUAAAAGGUAACAGUGUGUACAUUGACUCAGUAUUAUCUUUUGUGUAUUCUGUCAUGUUUAGGUUUUUUUUAAUUUCUUUUAAGGUAUAAGGCUCAAUAUACAAGCUACUAUGUGACUGCCUUCUUUUUCAAAACAUAAUAUAUAUAUUUACACUGGUAACUUUUGCCAAGGUAUAUUUUACUUUGCCUAUUUUAGUCUACAAAAUAAAAAUUAUGCAGAUUAGAGUAUCAUUUUCCUAUUUAUUUUCUAAUGCUUAUGGCUUUAGCUUAUAUCUGACAGUUAUCAUAUCUCAUAUACAGUAAUGUUAGCUAUGGAUGUUUAUUAAAGCAUCAUAACAAUAUGGUUUAUUGCAGUUGUUGUGGUGCUAGGAAGUUGUCCUUGCAAUCCUACCUUUUUCAAUCCACUACACACUGAACAAGCUUCAUUCCCUUCACAAUAUGGUCAUAUCAGGAUGUUUAGCUCUUACUAUGAUAAGUGCAACUAGAGCACCCCUGCUAGGAAACGGUGUUAUGAAUACACGAUAAGAGCACGGUUAUCGGUGAUGCUAAAUGUCCACUUAUGACAUCAGUGGGAAAGGGGUGGAGCCUAAGCAACAGUGAUGUCACCAAAAAUCAAGGGAAAGGCAAUUAUUUUCAGGGACAACUUAAUGGCACAAAAAUCAAUAUGAACCAGAACAAAAAGCUGUGCUUUGAGUAUCCCUUUAGAAAUUAUUUUUUUAGAAUUACUAUGGGUUUUAAUACAGCCUUGCACUAUACAUUUUCUAUAACCACCCACGCUAUAUUCCAAUAUUUCAAAUUUAGUUUCCUGAUCCUGCCAUUUAAUAUUAUGUUUAGAAAAUAACAACAUAUUGUACAAUCCUGUAUAAUGAACACUUACACAUACUGGUUACAUUGAGGCAAUUUAAAAAAAAAAAUCAUUAAAAAUGUUUUCUUUGUGUUUUUCCUCAGGGACUCCAUGGAAAAAGCAGUCAUGUAG